UCACAUUGGCUCCUCAGCAACCUGUACGGCCGCGACCGCACGGCGCAGACCUUCCUCUCCAACUACAUGUUCAACGACGUGGCCGUCAUCACCAUCAACCCCAACUCCACCGCCGCCUGGAACAUCUCGCCGCCCGAGCUGGACCGUCUGGAGCGGGAGGCGCUCUCCAACGCGACGCUGGUAGUAAAGUUCACGUACGUGAUCACGCACCCCAGCAACAACCCGCAGAACCCGCCCACCAUCGAGGCGAACCGCGAGGUGCCGCUCGAGGCCUUCAUCGAAGGCAAGCGGAACCCCGAGCGGGACACCCUGCUCGACCUGCUAGCCGCGCGAGCGGCGCCCGACACCUGGUUGAAUGUGAAACAUCUGUUCCCAAAGUUCGUGAAGGUGUUCAACAAGGGCACCUCCAAACCUGCCUUCCAACUGAUGCCUGUUAUUACUGAAGGAGAAGAAGAUAGCGCUCGCUUCUACCGCAACGUCAAAAUGAGAUUAGAGAGAGAAGGAAACGUGAGCUACUGGCGAGUGCACGAGGCUUGCGAGGAGCGGGACCCGCUGCUGUCGGUGCCGAUGAACAACUGUGACAUGCUGGUGAUGUACACGUUCAACGACAAACUGUUCCCGGAGACGCUCAACUUUAUAUCAGGGGGCGGCAUCAUCGGGCUGUACACGACGUUCGUGUUCCUGGCGUCGCGAGUACUGCGCGGGUUCUUCUCCGGCAUCUACACCAAGAUCAUGUUCGACGACCUGCCCAACGUCGACCGAGUGCUGCAGCUGUGUCUCGACAUCUACCUCGUUCGUGAAGCAUUGGAGCUGACUCUAGAAGAAGAUCUGUUCGCCAAGUUAGUGUUCCUCUAUCGGUCGCCGGAGACCAUGAUAAAAUGGAGCCGCCCUCGAGACGAGCCUGGUGACGAACAAAGAGCACUUCCAGCCCCGCACUGAACUUAGAUAUAUAGCUAGAUAAUUAUCGGUACAAAUGUCUUUGGGGAAAUUAGGCUAUACUAAGGCCAACGAGAGAAGAUAAAGAAUGUAAACAAACGGACGGUUACUGAGUUACAUUGCGAUUAUUGUCUCUAUCCCUAUCACUUGUACGCAGUAAUGGCGUCAGUUGGUCGACGAGAUGUCGUUGCAUGUUUCUUGCUACUUUAAAAUUUUUGUACGCCAUUUAGUGAACAAGUUCAUUCCUGUUUGGAUCGCAUUGGAAGUGAUGCAUAUUUUUUCAUUUCCGUAUUUAUUCAUCAAUAUUCAAAGAUAUCGAUAAAAAUGUUUUGAACCCCUGAAACUAUGCUAAUAUUCUUUAUCUUGUCUCGUUGGCCUUACUAUCGUCACAAACUUCCUCACAUCUCUCACGGAGAAAGUGAAUGUGUCUUUUUUAUCUUUAAGUACCUUCUUCAAAUAUUUUUGCUUAGUUUCUGUGGGGCACAACUAGCCAGGGAAUAGAGUUUUGUAACUGCGCUGUGUAUAGUUUUAAAACGAAUUGUUUUAUCAUGUGGUCAUUAUAAGUUAUCGUCGAUAUUUAUUAACUAAAGUGCAUGAGCCUUGUACACGUGAUUUAAUUCUGUCUCAAUUCAGUUUUUGUUAAUAAAAUUUAAAAAUACAUACUUAGUGGUGGGAGGUGACUAGACGGGGUAUCUUCUAAUCGUUUAAAACUCAAUUGAAGUAACAUUUUACCACUCUUUAAAUAUUAAUUCUAAUUAGGGACAUAGUAUCUUACGUUAUUGAAAGGAAAAUUGAAAUAAAGUAAAAAAGUUAGAUCCCACUCAUUUUAAAUAUGAUUUUGUCACAACAUAAUUUAUUAUUUAAAUAGCCUGAGGGCGGUCACUCCAUUUCCAUUCUGUGGUAUCAUUCUAUAGUAAAACUUUACGACAUUAAUGUUUUGUAACGGUUCAAAUUCUUCACAUAAGUGAAGUUGUAGUUUAUUUUAUUAGGAAAGGUGGGAUUUUCUCAUGCCCCAGUGAGCUAGAAAUGAAACAUCUAAAUCAGUAGUAACUGUACUUAUAAAGUGGGAUCGUGGAUCCCUCCAAUAAACAAAGUAUACCUGCGAGCGUUAUAAUUGACAUAUUGUUAUGAACAAUUUUAUUUAUUGAUAUGUUAUUAUAGAACAAACUUGUUCCACAUAAAGUAAGUACCUAAUAAAUCUCUUAGAAAAUCACCAUAGACAAAUUUCUCUGAUUUAAAAAAAAAGUGGUGUUGUCACCCAGUGAGUUAGAUAACGUAACUGUUAUGAUGGAACUGUGUCAGGUGUAAAAAUAAUAUAUAUGUCGUUUAGGGUCAAGUUUAAGUCCGGGAAAACCUUUAUAAUUAUCUACUAUACAGCGUUGCGCUAUAAUGACUACAUUAAAUGAACACACGAGUAAAGCUAUUUAACAUUAAUCGUAAAAAAUAAUUCUAAAAUUUAAAGUAAAUAAUUGAAAUUUUCUAAAAAACAAAUUAUAUAUUUAUGAAACAAAAUUUUAAUCAUCCUUGGUAGUCGUAUAAGAUGGCACGAAGUAGUUGUCAUUGUCUGCGCUAGCUCGCGGCUACUAGAUUUCUUACAGAUUGUUGCGAAAUCAUAUUACUAUGGGAAAUUGAUUUAUUUAGCUGAAUUAUGUAUUUUUUAUUAUUAUUACGGUUAAGUAGUUCUAUAUGGAUAUAACUAUAUAUGGAUAUAAUAUAUUGAUAUAUGGAUAGAACUACUUAACCGUAAUAUGUGUUUAUUUAAUGUCGCCAUUGUUGUGGCACGCUGUAUACGAUAUUUAUAAAAAACGAUUUGUAUGAAAAAUAAAUUAAAAUUUCUUUAUUGUAUGAUCCAUGUACGGGUUCGGCCGUAAUCGGAUGCGUUCGUAGAUACGUUAUAGAGCUUAUUUGACACAUACACAGUAAUUGAGUAUUUCUUAUUUAUUAAAUCCGCUCCAUAUUUUUUUAAACCUACAACCCAUACCAGCGCCUACUGCGUGGAUUUGGCCUAAAGGUCUAGAUACCAGGCCAUAAACUCCAAAAAAAAAAUACUGCGUGUAUUACUUAAAAGUUGUAUAAUUUAGAAUCGAGAUUAUAUCAAUUAAAAUAUUAAAAGUAUCGUUUUUAACUUGGCACAGUUAUAUCGGUAUAUUUUAGAAACACCAUAUCACAUUUAAUAGGUACUUAAGAUGUUUUUAGUGUAGCCUAGGUUAUAUGCUCUCUUAAACCCUUAUCAUAUUUGUUUCAUACAAUGCAUGUUUGUACUGCAGACUUAAUAAUGUUGUAUUUAUUAUGUUGUAAAUAUGUUUCUGUUUGCAUAAUAAUAUGAGUCAUGUGUAUUUCCCGUAUUUUUAAGCUUGCAAUAAUUUUUCUUUAAUUAUGACUGUUAAAUAAUUAUAUUGAUGUUACAUAAUUAUGUAGUUUAAUAUUUUAUAUUGUUGUGAGAACAUUGCUGCAAUACCUCAUAAUAUUUACAAAUAUAAAAUUAAGUUUUUUUUACUUGUAACGGAAAUUGUUGAAGUGCGAGAGUUUAAACAAUUUACAUUUUGUAUUCUGUAAGCUGCAUUUGAUGUUGUGGAUUGUGAUAAUAAAAGUCAAAAUGUUUAA
Molecule: messenger RNA, 3540 nt
Organism: Leptidea sinapis
Lineage: Eukaryota; Metazoa; Arthropoda; Insecta; Lepidoptera; Pieridae
Product: piezo-type mechanosensitive ion channel component-like
Exons: 7
Coding region: 67-939 (290 amino acids)
Biological process (GO): cellular response to mechanical stimulus; regulation of membrane potential; detection of mechanical stimulus
Cellular component (GO): plasma membrane
Molecular function (GO): mechanosensitive monoatomic ion channel activity; monoatomic cation channel activity
Source: RefSeq, a predicted model, not a curated record